Messenger RNA from Pteropus alecto (black flying fox), 8490 nucleotides. RefSeq names its product regulating synaptic membrane exocytosis 2 (gene RIMS2). Gene Ontology annotation, cellular component: presynaptic membrane; cytoskeleton of presynaptic active zone. Gene Ontology annotation, molecular function: transmembrane transporter binding; small GTPase binding. The transcript is spliced from 30 exons. NCBI's taxonomy places the organism in Eukaryota, Metazoa, Chordata, Mammalia, Chiroptera, Pteropodidae. Bases 967 to 5826 code for a protein of 1619 amino acids. Gene Ontology annotation, biological process: calcium ion-regulated exocytosis of neurotransmitter; intracellular protein transport; regulation of membrane potential. The record is from RefSeq and is a predicted model, not a curated record.
GGCGGCGGCGUAGGGAGAGAGCGGGCCCUCGGCGCUGACUCCACGGACCUAAGGGGCGGCGGCAGCUGAGGGUCCCCUGGCGGGCGCGUGAUGAGGAAGGAUCAGCGCCCGAUCCUGCGACGCGUAGGAGCUCGCUGGGAUCCAGGGGUUGGCAGCCGAGGGGCCCUGGCCUCAGGACUCUCCGCUGCUAGCCCUAGUCAUCCCUUCUUCGCUUUCGCUUCUCCGCUCUAGCCUGGAGGGGUCUCCGACGGCCGUCCCCGGUUCCGUGUCCCUCUCCUCAUCGUUUCUGGAGGGGUCCUCCCUUCGCGGCGCCUGGGAGCCCGGAGACGCGUCGGUCGGCGGGACGGCUGAGCUGCUUCUCUAGAAAUUAGCCCCUGCUUUCUUACUGCCCUCUCUGCUCCCGCCUCGGCGCCCCUCCGGCUCGCGGGACUCUGCCUCCGGGCGUUCGGGGCCGGGUGUCCGAACUCCCCCAGGGGGCUGGUUCGCAGCGGUCCCUUUCCCUCCGAGGUGGCGCGCGCGCCCCCUGCCCCAGCCGGACACACUCGCGCCCCGGCCCGCGCGCCGCCCUCGCGCCCGCUCCCUCCAGCCACCCCACCCUUAGCCGUCCCCGCCACCUUACUCCACCACCCUCCCUCGCCGCUCCACGCACACCGCGUCCCGGCCCGGCCUCCCGCUCUCCUCUCACCCAAACCGCUCACUUGCCAGCCCUUCGCCCCUGGAGGCUGAAGAAACAUUUCCCGGAGCGCACUCAGCUCUCCCUCCCUCUGCGCUCGCCCUCCCUCCCCGCCCCCCACUCUUUUCUUUUUCUUGGGGGAGGGGGGCUGUCGCCUCAGAUUGAAGGCCAUUGAUUUGUAUGUAUUGGUCCCAGCGCCGGAGGCUGCCCCAGCCGCCCGCGCGGGUGCUGCCGCCGCCACCGCCAGUGGAGUUGCCUCCCUGCUUCCCUAGGGUGGUUAGGCUGCCCCAAACAUGUCGGCUCCUGUCGGGCCGCGGGGCCGCCCGGCUCCCACUCCGGCGGCCUCUCAGCCGCCUCUGCAGCCCGAGAUGCCCGACCUCAGCCACCUCACGGAGGAGGAGAGGAAAAUCAUUCUGGCCGUCAUGGAUCGGCAGAAGAAAGAAGAGGAGAAGGAGCAGUCGGUGCUCAAGAUCAAAGAAGAACACAAACCACAACCGACACAGUGGUUUCCCUUUAGUGGGAUCACUGAACUGGUAAAUAACGUUCUUCAGCCCCAGCAAAAACAACAAAAUGAAAAGGAGCCCCAGACAAAACUUCAUCAGCAGUUCGAAAUGUAUAAAGAGCAGGUAAAGAAGAUGGGAGAAGAAUCACAGCAGCAGCAGGAACAGAAGGGUGAUGCCCCAACCUGUGGUAUUUGCCACAAAACAAAGUUUGCUGAUGGAUGUGGCCAUAACUGUUCAUAUUGCCAAACAAAGUUUUGUGCUCGUUGUGGAGGUCGAGUGUCAUUACGCUCAAACAAGGUUAUGUGGGUAUGUAAUUUGUGCCGAAAACAACAAGAAAUCCUCACUAAAUCAGGAGCGUGGUUUUAUAAUAGUGGAUCUAAUACACCACAGCAACCUGAUCAAAAGGUUCUCCGAGGAAUGCGGAAUGAGGAGGCACCUCAGGAGAAGAAAGCAAAACUGCAUGAGCAGGCCCAGUUCCAAGGACCCUCAGGUGACUUAUCUGUACCUGCAGUGGAGAAAAGUCGAUCUCAUGGGCUCACAAGACAGGAUUCUAUUAAAAAUGGGUCAGGAGUGAAGCACCAAAUUGCCAGUGACAUAGCUUCAGACAGGAAAAGAAGUCCAUCAGUGUCCAGAGAUCAGAAUAGGAGAUACGACCAAAGAGAAGAAAGAGAGGAAUAUUCACAGUAUGCUACUUCAGAUAGUGCAAUGCCUAGAUCUCCAUCAGAUUAUGCUGAUAGGAGGUCUCAGCGCGAACCUCAGUUUUAUGAAGAGUCUGACCGUAUGAAUUAUAGGGACUCCAACAGGAGAAGUCAUAGGCAUUCCAAGGAAUAUAUUGUAGAUGAUGAAGAUGUGGAGAGUAGAGAUGAAUAUGAAAGACAAAGGAGAGAGGAGGAAUACCAGUCACGUUAUCGAAGUGAUCCGAACUUGGCCCGUUAUCCAGUAAAGCCACAGCCAUAUGAAGAGCAAAUGCGUAUUCAUGCUGAAGUGUCCAGAGCACGGCAUGAAAGAAGGCAUAGUGAUGUUUCUUUGGCAAAUGCUGAACUGGAUGAUUCCAGGAUUUCUAUGCUAAGGAUGGAACGACCAUCCAGGCAAAGGUCUAUAUCUGAACGUAGAGCUGCCAUGGAAAAUCAGCGAUCUUAUUCAAUGGAAAGAACUCGAGAGGCUCAGGGACCAACUUCUUAUCCACAAAGGACCACAAACCAUAGUCCUCCCACCCCCCGGAGGAGUCCAAUACCCAUUGAUAGACAAGACAUGAGACGUACUGACUCACUAAGGAAACAACACCACUUAGAUCCUAGCUCUGCUGUGAGGAAAACAAAAAGGGAAAAAAUGGAAACGAUGUUAAGGAAUGAUUCUCUCAGUUCUGACCAGUCAGAGUCAGUGAGACCUCCACCACCGAAGCCUCAUAAGUCAAAGAAAGGUGGUAAAAUGCGCCAGGUUUCACUGAGCAGUUCAGAGGAGGAAUUGGCUUCCACACCUGAAUAUACAAGUUGUGAGGAUGUUGAGAUUGAAAGUGAGAGUGUCAGUGAAAAAGGGGACAGUCAAAAGGGAAAAAGAAAAACUAGUGAGCAGGCAGUUUUGUCGGAUUCUAACACCAGGUCUGAGAGACAAAAGAAAAUGAUGUACUUUGGUGGCCACUCUUUGGAAGAGGAUUUGGAAUGGUCUGAGCCUCAGAUUAAGGACUCUGGGGUAGAUACGUGUAGUAGCACAACCCUUAACGAGGAGCAUAGCCAUAGCGAUAAGCACCCUGUGACAUGGCAACCAUCUAAAGAUGGAGAUCGUUUAAUUGGUCGCAUUUUAUUAAAUAAGCGUCUAAAAGAUGGAAGUGUACCUCGAGAUUCAGGAGCAAUGCUUGGCUUGAAGGUUGUAGGAGGAAAGAUGACUGAAUCAGGUCGGCUUUGUGCAUUUAUUACCAAAGUAAAAAAAGGAAGUUUAGCAGAUACUGUAGGGCAUCUUAGACCAGGCGAUGAAGUGUUAGAAUGGAAUGGAAGGCUAUUGCAAGGAGCCACAUUUGAAGAAGUAUAUAAUAUCAUUCUGGAAUCCAAACCUGAACCACAAGUGGAGCUUGUUGUUUCAAGGCCUAUUGGAGAUAUACCUAGAAUACCUGAUAGCACACAUCCACAACUGGAGUCCAGUUCUAGCUCAUUCGAAUCUCAAAAAAUGGAUCGUCCUUCUAUUUCCGUUACCUCUCCCAUGAGUCCUGGCAUGUUGAGGGAUGUUCCACAGUUCUUAUCUGGACAACUUUCAAGCCAAAGCCUUAGUAGAAGAACAACGCCUUUUGUUCCUAGGGUUCAGAUAAAACUAUGGUUUGACAAGGUUGGUCACCAAUUAAUAGUUACAAUUUUGGGAGCAAAGGAUCUCCCUUCCAGGGACGAUGGGAGGCCAAGGAAUCCUUAUGUUAAAAUUUACUUUCUUCCAGACAGAAGUGAUAAAAACAAGAGAAGAACUAAAACUGUAAAGAAAACAUUGGAACCCAAAUGGAACCAAACAUUCAUUUACUCUCCAGUCCACCGAAGAGAAUUUCGGGAACGAAUGUUGGAGAUUACUCUUUGGGAUCAAGCGCGAGUUCGAGAGGAAGAAAGUGAAUUCUUAGGAGAGAUUUUAAUUGAAUUAGAAACAGCAUUAUUAGAUGAUGAGCCACAUUGGUACAAACUUCAGACCCAUGAUGUUUCUUCAUUACCACUUCCACAUCCUUCUCCAUACAUGCCACGACGACAGCUUCAUGGAGAAAGCCCAACACGGAGGUUGCAAAGGUCGAAGAGAAUAAGUGAUAGUGAAGUCUCUGACUAUGACUGUGAUGAUGGAAUUGGAGUAGUAUCAGACUAUCGACACAAUGGUCGAGAUCUUCAAAGCUCAACAUUAUCAGUGCCAGAACAAGUAAUGUCAUCAAACCAUUGUUCACCAUCAGGGUCUCCUCACCGAGUAGAUGUUAUAGGAAGGACUAGGUCAUGGUCACCCAGCGUCCCUCCUCCACAAAGUCGGAAUGUGGAACAGGGACUUCGAGGGACACGCUCCACUACCGGACAUUAUAACACAAUUAGCCGAAUGGAUAGACAUCGUGUCAUGGAUGACCAUUAUUCUCCAGAUAGAGACAGGGAUUGUGAAGCAGCAGAUAGACAGCCAUAUCACAGAUCCAGAUCAGCAGAACAGCGGCCUCUCCUAGAGCGGACCACCACCCGCUCCAGAUCCACUGAACGUCCUGAUACAAACCUCAUGAGGUCGAUGCCUUCAUUAAUGACUGGAAGAUCUGCCCCUCCUUCACCUGCCUUAUCGAGGUCUCAUCCUCGUACUGGGUCUGUCCAAACAAGCCCAUCAAGUACACCAGUGGCAGGACGAAGGGGCCGACAACUUCCACAGCUUCCGCCAAAGGGAACAUUGGAGAGAAACAAUGGAGUCAAGGAGAUAGAACCUUAUGAAGGUGCUAUGGAUAUAGAGGAGAGAAAUCGCCAAAUGAAAAUUAACAAAUACAAACAGGUAGCCGGAUCAGAUUCCAGACUGGAACAAGAUUACCAUGCGAAGUAUCGAUCAGGAUGGGAUCCUCAUAGAGGGGCAGAUAAUAUUUCCACUAAAUCUUCGGACAGUGAUGUAAGUGAUAUAUCUGCGGUUUCAAGGACUAGUAGUGCUUCUCGUUUCAGCAGCACAAGCUACAUGUCUGUCCAAUCAGAACGGCCAAGAGGAAACAAGAAAAUCAGUGUCUUUACGUCCAAAAUGCAGAGCAGACAAAUGGGCGUCUCAGGGAAGAACAUGACUAAGAGCACCAGCAUCAGCGGGGACAUGUGCUCGCUGGAGAAGAACGACGGCAGCCAGUCGGACACUGCAGUGGGCGCCUUGGGCACCAGCGGCAAAAAGCGGCGCUCCAGCAUUGGGGCCAAAAUGGUAGCUAUUGUUGGUCUCUCCCGGAAAAGUCGCAGCGCUUCUCAGCUCAGCCAGACAGAAGCAGGAGGUAAAAAGCUACGGAGCACUGUCCAAAGAAGUACAGAGACGGGCCUGGCUGUGGAAAUGAGGAACUGGAUGACUCGACAGGCAAGCCGAGAGUCCACAGAUGGCAGCAUGAACAGCUACAGCUCAGAAGGAAAUCUGAUUUUCCCUGGUGUCCGUUUGGCCUCUGAUAGCCAGUUCAGCGAUUUUCUGGAUGGCCUUGGCCCUGCCCAGCUAGUGGGGCGUCAGACUCUGGCUACACCUGCAAUGGGUGACAUUCAGGUAGGAAUGAUGGACAAAAAGGGACAGUUGGAGGUGGAAAUCAUUCGGGCCCGUGGCCUCGUUGUAAAACCAGGUUCCAAGACACUGCCAGCACCGUAUGUAAAGGUGUAUCUGUUAGAUAAUGGAGUCUGCAUAGCCAAAAAGAAAACAAAAGUGGCAAGAAAAACGCUGGAACCCCUUUACCAGCAGCUGUUAUCUUUUGAAGAGAGCCCCCAAGGAAAGGUUUUACAGAUCAUUGUCUGGGGAGAUUACGGCCGCAUGGAUCACAAAUCUUUUAUGGGAGUGGCCCAGAUACUUUUAGAUGAACUGGAGCUAUCCAAUAUGGUGAUUGGAUGGUUCAAACUCUUCCCCCCUUCCUCCCUAGUAGAUCCAACCUUGGCCCCUCUGACAAGAAGAGCUUCCCAGUCAUCCCUGGAAAGUUCAACCGGACCUUCCUACUCUCGUUCAUAGCAGCUGUAAAACUGUUGUCAUAGCAACCAGCGUUACAAAAAAAAAAAAUCACAGGUCGCAAACCCUGGUAACACUGCAUGCUUAAUGUUGUGUCUUCUGAGCCUGUUUCUAGGGAUACGAAGCGAUCCUGUGUUCUCAGAGGAAGUUGCACACAUUGUGCCCUAAAGAAGGCCCUCAGGCGACAGAGCGGAGCUGUGAAGAACUGUCAGGUUUGGAGUUCAAUUAAUACUCAAGUUUUGGUCCAAUCCGAAGCCAUGGAUUAAUCUCAAAGAAUCAGUCAGUUUCAUGCAACAAAAGCCCUUUUCAAUGGCACCUUUAUAUUUUUAUCGUUCCUUUUUCUUCAUUUCUCUGACCCCAAAGCGCGGUUAUGCCACAGAAAUGGAGCUAUACAGCCAUUAAGCCACGUUACCAGUCAAGGAGUAAAGUCCCAGGUGAAAAGCAGGAGACCAAAGAAGUGGUCCAGGACAGGACAUCGGCUCCUGCGGACGGUGACCAGGAGCAGCCGGUCCAGCGCGGACAGUGGCAGACCUCAGAGCCCCAGCAGGCACGUGAUUCACUAAGGCCAAGAUGUGCUGGACUCUGAAAAACAAAAUUCUGUGGCUACACUGUACUGAAUGAAACUAAAGAAACUUUUUUUGCAUGGACACAGAUUAGCUGAAUACUUAAAUUAUUUUCUUGGGGCUGCAACUUGCAAAAAAAUAAAAUAAAAUAAAAAUCAGCCAUUUUCAAAAAUUUAUAUUAUUUUUAAAAAUAAAUUUCACUAGUGCAUGGUUUUAAAAACGGGGCGAGAAUGCAACAGGGUGAUACAAAGACACACCAUGUUUAUUCUUUAAUCGGAGUCUGUGUUUUGGCAGACAUUACAAAUGAAAUACUUUCUAGAAGAUAAAGUUCUCUUUAUGUGACAAGUAUAUAUUCGAUUUAUUUCCAUGUUAAAUAUACGAAUCUAAUGAAGUUCAGUAUGUGCGCAUUGUUCACAUCUUUCUUCCUCUAUCUCACUUUUCCUCUUCUCCCUCCUUUAAUCUUUUAUUUUCUUUCUCCCUACCAGAGUGAACAUUAGCCUAAAAAAUAACAUGUUUUUGACAUGAUAUACUGUCUUAUACCCACGUUUGAUUCAGAGCUGUAAAUGCUUCUGAAUUUAUGAAUUUCUCAAGGGGAAAAAAAACUAUGUAAGAGCUUUCUUUAUUUCAAGCAUGUUGAAAAGGAUUUUGCAACAUGACUUGGGAGUGCAUUAAAGUAAGUCAGCAUGUAUUUGAUAAAGAAGAUAUUUGAACUUUUGCAAUUUACUGUACAGUGCAUGGUAAUUUUAUUUUCACCUUCAAAGUUCAGUUUACAAAAAAAUUCUAAAAUCACGUGGCCAUUGUAAUGUCUAACACAUUUGUUUUUAGCACCAGCAUUAUUCAUACAGGGGUUAAAGUAUUAUUUCUAGAAGGUCUUAGGUUUCGUUUUUAAUUAAUUAAAACGAUUUCUUUAGCCAAUUUCCAUUUACUAUGUGAAUGGAAACACUCCUGAAACUUUGGAGCCCUGAAACACAGGGCUGUUUAUUAAUUCAAUUUUCUGUAGUAAAAUUCAAUUUUUCACAAAUUAUAUUUCUAAAGAAAUAUAGUAAACAUGAAUUUGCAACAAAUAAUUUUAAAGCUCUAAUUUUUAGAUGACUCAAAGAAAGUCAGUCUGCCUAUCAAUAGUUCUUUGAUGCCAUCACCAAAAGUCUACAUGCAAAUUCCCGGAAGUUAAACCCCUGCCUUUGGUUUGACAGACAGUUGUUACCGUUGGGUGGUGCUCAAGGUCAAAUUUCUCUGAAGUUCUCCUUCUUAGAGGAAAAGUCACUGGUUAAUGUAAUAAAUCACCCAUACUUUCUGUUUCUGUAAUGUACACUUUGAUGACACAUUCUUAUUGGUUGACUUUAAUUUCUUGCAAUUACUUUUGAAAUCCACAUACAUAACAUUUCUUCAAGGCCAUGCACAAAAAAUAUUUUAUUAUUAUUUCUAUUAUUAUUAUUAUUAUUAUUAUUAUUAUUCCUUUUUAAAUUCACUGCUGACCAUUGAAAACUAUCAUGUUUGAUAUGGUGCAAAAGUUAAAAUGAGUAUCACUAAAAAUGCCUUCUCUCUAUGUGGUGCAAUAUGAAAUACACUGAGACUGUGUAUUGACGUUCUGAGAUCUCUGAUGGACCCGGAUAGAGUUGUUCAAAGAAUGAAUAAAACUUUAUUGAAAUAAUUUAGACACUUGUGUACCAGCAACAAUUGAUUUAAUAGACCUAGAGUGUCUAUACUCUCCCUUAGAAUAAACGUUUACCAUUUUCCUGAUACUAAGAUGCAGUCACAUAAUCUUUUGUGCAUAUUCCUAUAUAAAUUAUUUCUAAUUUUAAUAAGAAGGACAUGACUGUAUGGAAUAUUUGUACAUACUCGUUAUUAUGCAGUAUUUACUUAAAAGUUGGUGUAUUUUUUUUUUAAUUUUCACCUAUCUACACCUCAACUUGUGGUUUAGUCAUGUAAAUAGCACUAUUCCAGUGACCAUCGCUGCCCUGUACAUAGUAUGUUUUAAAAGUAAAGGGAAUUCCAGUUGGAAAAAAUAAAGGGUCGAUUAGUCCUGUAAUGAACACCAACUAAUGUAAGUCAAAUUCAUUCUGGUGAUGGUAUUUAACACUUUAAAAUAAAACGUUUUCUUUAA